Messenger RNA from Orycteropus afer afer, 282 nucleotides. RefSeq names its product alpha hemoglobin stabilizing protein (gene AHSP). Gene Ontology annotation, biological process: protein stabilization; protein folding; erythrocyte differentiation. Gene Ontology annotation, molecular function: hemoglobin binding. Gene Ontology annotation, cellular component: cytoplasm. The record is from RefSeq and is a predicted model, not a curated record. Bases 1 to 282 code for a protein of 93 amino acids. NCBI's taxonomy places the organism in Eukaryota, Metazoa, Chordata, Mammalia, Tubulidentata, Orycteropodidae. The transcript has 2 exons.
AUGGCCCUUCUUCAGAACAAUAAGGAUCUCAUUUCCACAGGAAUGAGGGAAUUUAGCAUUCUGCUGGAUCAGCAGGUCAUGGCUGCUGAUAACCCUAUCUCUGAAGAAGCCAUGGUGACUGUGGUGGACGACUGGGUGAACUUCUACAUCAACUAUUACAGGCAGAAGGUGACCGGGGAGCAGCAAGAGCAGGAGAGGGCUCUGCAGGAACUUCGGCAAGAGCUGAAUACUCUGGCCACCCCUUUCCUGGACAAAUACAGGGCCUUCCUGAAGUCCUUGUGA